CAACCUCUCUCUCUCUCUCUCUCUCUAAGUACCUUCUCCCGCACGCCUCUAGACUCAUUAGCUUCAUAUAGAGGACACAUAAUCCCUCUCCUCACUUCUCUCCUUGACUUGGGUUCUCUCUUUGAUAAGUUAGUCAUGUCUACAGAUCUUGAAUUGCAGCAUAGUUUGCCGGAGAUCCGUCUACGGCCUAUUUCCACCGCCGCUGCUGCUGCCGCUGCCGCCGUUGAGGAGGUGGAAACACAACAACCUUCGCCUAAUGAAGCAAUUGAGAAUUCUGUGAAUCACAGAGAUGGCCGGGGUGGUGAUGUUAUUGAAGAAGAAAAAGAAGAAGAAGAAGAAUGUCGAACGCCGACGUCGGAAGAUCACAAGAUACCGGUGAUGCGAAGCUGCCCACCUGCACCAAAGAAACAAAGAAAGGUGGCGUCUUGUAAGAGGAAAUUAUCAGAUGAAUUGUACUUCUUCGAAAUCGUGGGUCGCGACGAAGUUGAAUCUUUUUUCAGAUCAUCUUCCAGUUUCAAUAUCAAGAAGAGAUGCUGUUCCAAUUCCAAAUCCAAAUCCAGGAAGAACAGCAAGUCUGAGUGAUUGAUGAUGAAGUGAAGCUUCUCUGUAAUUAAUUAUUCUCAACUGUGUUCGUCGGAGAUGGAUCGACAGCCACCAUUAAUGAGUAUUUUUUUUCGAUUGUUGUAUGUAGAAUUAGACAGAAUUCGGGCGGCUCUCUUACUUCAAUUCAGAUUUGGUUUCACUCAUUCUCCUGAUCCUCCGAGUUCGGGAUCCAAUCGGGAUCUGCACCCAAGUUUUUAAUUAUUAUAAAAUUUACUGUAUUACUU
This is a messenger RNA of Macadamia integrifolia, 827 nucleotides long. RefSeq names its product cyclin-dependent protein kinase inhibitor SMR2-like. The record is from RefSeq and is a predicted model, not a curated record. NCBI's taxonomy places the organism in Eukaryota, Viridiplantae, Streptophyta, Magnoliopsida, Proteales, Proteaceae. The transcript has a single exon. Gene Ontology annotation, biological process: regulation of DNA endoreduplication. The coding region runs from base 136 to 582 and encodes 148 amino acids.